Molecule: messenger RNA, 1653 nt
Organism: Durusdinium trenchii
Lineage: Eukaryota; Dinophyceae; Suessiales; Symbiodiniaceae
Source: the annotation of a GenBank genome assembly
AUGUUUAAACGACCUGGAUCUGAGCCCUUCGAGAAGCAGCGGAUCUCUGGAUUGAACUCGCGGCGCAUGGACCAAGUGGGCCUCAAGCGGUUUGAGCCGUGCCCUGCAGGCUACACUUUCGUAGAUGCUGACGUCGGUGGUGGAGCCUUUGCGCGUGUUUUCCUUGUGCGCAACGAAGCCACCCAAGACCUGCAAGCCAUGAAACGAGUUGAUCGAGUGAAGCUCAGUAAGCAUUUCCAGAUCUCUGAUGCAGAAGCCGAGCAGAUGGUGGAGCAAGAGUUCUGGCAGAUGCAGCGAACAAAUCACCCUCAUAUCAUCAAGCUUUUUGACUUCUUUCAGGAUGAGCGCUAUGCGUACUUCAUUAUGGAGUCUGUCAAUGGUGGCACGCUGCGCCAACUCUUGACAACCCUCCACAGUGACAAAGGCUCGCGUAUCAGUGAAGGAUAUGUGGCUGAACUGUUGCACCAAGCGCUAUACGCACUGAGACAUUUGCACUUUGAAUCUCGCAUCCACAAAGAUGUGAAACUGGAAAACUUGAUGCUUUUGGCUCCGAGUGGCCCACCUCACUUGGUCUUGAUCGACUUGGGCGUGGCGGAGACCCUCCAGCCUCAGCAAGGUGAAGCGGGCCCAAUGCCUGCCGGCACACCUCAGACCAUGGCGCCUGAGGUCAUCGACUGUAUGCUGGGUAAGAGGGCCAGUUUCGACGACAAAUGCGACGUGUUCAGUUUGGGCAUUGUGGCGCAUCAGCUGUUCACAGGGGAAGUGCCAUACAAAGUGGCUUACACUGGCGGAAAGUCUUAUGGCCCUGUGGACUACGAGAAAACACGCGCCAAUAUGGAGGAAGCCGAGCUCACGGGGCAACUGAAGGUCUCUGAAGGCGCUUUGGAUUUCAUCAAACGGAUGUUGCAGCUGGAUCCUGAGAAGCGGCCGAGCAGCCUGGAGUGUUUAGAGCACCCCUGGUUGGUGAACUGCUGCGAGCGUCGGCGGAUCCGCAGACUUCGAGCAGAGGGGCGCACCUCCUUGGGAGGUGCUUCCUUGUCGAUCGAGGCUGACCAAGCUGCAGGAGAAGAGUUGUUGUGGAUGGAGAGGCGGCGAGUUUGUAAAGCACUGGUGCGUUUUGCAAAGCGGACCCCUUUGCAGCGGGCUGUGGCCUACCACCUGGCUGCCUACCUCCCUGUGGGUGACUUGCGGAGAGCUGCUGACAGCUUCAAGCGAGUGGACCAGGCUAAGAGUGGCCACAUCUCUUAUGAUGAGAUUGCGAAAGCAUUAGAGGAUGUCCUUGGAAUUGACCGUGAGAAUGGUUUGCUGGUGGCAGCUGCCAUGGACACGGAUCACACAAGUCGAUUAGAUUUCCAGGAGUUUUCAGCGGCCUUAGCAAUGGUCUCCGGCGACCGAGAGCAGCGCCUCUUUGAUAAGUUGCUGGCGAAGUUGCAGAUCUCUCCGGAGCAGGACCUGACGUUUGAGGAGGUCCAUGCAGCAGUGGAGCAGGCCAUGAAGCAAGAGGUCACGAGAGAAGAGCUGGUGCACUGGCUGGGCAAGGUGGCCAAGCGACAGCAGAAAGAACUUUACGACAAUCCGGCUGGCAUCGUGUCGAAUGCUGAUUUCCGAAAGCUCUUCGGACAGCGGAGCCUCAGAUCAGCUCAAAGUCGAUGA